AUGGAUGCCACAAUGCCCAUUUGCAAGAUUGUCACUCCAACUCCUGGCUUAUUUUUUGGGAGAACUAAAGAGAUCCAGAGUUCCCAAUGCAGCUUUAUGGUGGGAAAUAAAGUCAACUUUUUAAGGCAGAGAGCUCGGGGUGCUCAAGUUACUUUCAAAUCCAGGAAGCAUGGGGGAGCUCUCCAUGCUACAUGUCGUGCUGAAAAAAUUCUGGUGGCAAAUAGAGGAGAAAUUGCUGUUCGCAUUAUUCGAACUGCCCAUGAAAUGGGAAUACCUUGUGUGGCUGUUUACUCAACAAUAGACAAGGACGCACUUCAUGUGAAAUUGGCUGAUGAAUCAGUUUGUAUUGGUGAAGCAGCAAGCAGUCAGUCGUACUUAGUUGUUCCAAAUGUUUUAUCUGCUGCUAUCAGUCGGAAAUGUACAAUGCUGCAUCCAGGAUAUGGUUUCCUUGCUGAGAAUGCAUCAUUUGUUGAAAUGUGCAGAGAACACGGAAUCAACUUUAUUGGGCCUAAGCCGGACAGCAUCCGUGUUAUGGGUGAUAAAGCGACUGCCAGAGACACAAUGAAGACAGCAGGUGUUCCAACUGUACCAGGAAGUGAUGGAUUACUACAGAGCACAGAGGAAGGAAUCAGGCUUGCAGAUGAGAUUGGUUUUCCUGUUAUGAUCAAGGCAACGGCAGGAGGUGGAGGACGUGGCAUGCGUCUUGCUAAAGAACCUGAAGAGUUUGUGAAGUUGUUACAGCAAGCAAAGAGUGAGGCUGCAGCUGCUUUUGGAAAUGAUGGAGUUUACUUGGAAAAGUACAUCCAAAAUCCUAGACACAUUGAAUUUCAGGUUCUUGCAGAUAAAUAUGGUAAUGUUGUUCACUUUGGAGAGCGGGAUUGCAGUAUCCAGAGAAGGAACCAAAAGCUGCUGGAAGAAGCACCCUCCCCUGCAUUGACCCCGGAGUUGCGUAAAGCUAUGGGUGAUGCAGCAGUUGCCGCAGCAGCAUCGAUUGGUUACAUUGGUGUUGGAACCGUUGAAUUCCUUUUGGAUGAAAGAGGUUCCUUUUACUUCAUGGAAAUGAACACUCGUAUUCAGGUUGAGCAUCCUGUGACAGAGAUGAUUUCCUCUGUUGACUUGAUUGAAGAACAAAUUCGUGUAGCUAUGGGAGAAAAACUUCGAUACACACAGGAUGAGAUAGUGCUCAGAGGACAUUCAAUUGAAUGUCGUAUCAAUGCAGAAGAUGCUUUUAAAGGAUUCCGACCUGGGCCAGGAAGAAUAACCGCCUACUUACCAUCUGGAGGUCCCUUUGUUAGAAUGGAUAGCCAUGUUUAUCCUGAUUAUGUAGUUCCUCCAAACUAUGACUCCCUUCUUGGAAAGCUUAUUGUUUGGGCACCAACAAGAGAAAAGGCAAUUGAACGAAUGAAGAGGGCUCUUGAUGACACUAUUAUAACAGGGGUUCCCACAACCAUUGAAUAUCAUAAACUUAUCCUUGAUGUAGAGGAUUUCAAAAAUGGCAAGGUUGAUACUGCUUUUAUUCCGAAGCAUGAAGAGGAGCUUGCAGCGCCCCAACAUUUGGUGCCUGCAGCCCCUGCCAAAGAACUAGCUGGUGCAUCUGCUUAG
Prunus armeniaca (apricot) is the source of this 1602-nucleotide messenger RNA. The record is from the annotation of a GenBank genome assembly. Lineage: Eukaryota; Viridiplantae; Streptophyta; Magnoliopsida; Rosales; Rosaceae.